AGAGGACGACCUGCACGGUAUCCGAAUUAUUUCCGACUGGCAGCUAACGUCUAUCAAGACUCUAACUAUAAUUGGUUCCAGACGGAUUUCGUGAACUUUUAAACUACGCCACCGGGGGACGGAUAGGGGAAGUACAAUUGUGGGAAGCAUUAACGUUACUAAACUGACACCAUAACGAUGUCAAAGGGAAGAUAUAUACUCUUAGCGGUUGUCUGCGGUGCCGUUGCCUUUGCCCUCGGGGUCAUCAUCGGGUGGUUUUCAAGGUCAGGAUUAACCGCGGAAGAUCGGGCAGCACUCAACAAGUGCUUGGCAAGCAUCGAGGAUGCAGAUGAGACGAUCAGAGACCACAUUCUGGAAAAUAUUGAUGCUCAACGAAUCAGAGAGAACCUCAGACAGCUGUCCCAGAAGCCGCACAUGGCGGGAACACCACCCGAUCUUGAGAUGGCCGAACUUUUAAGACGCAAUUGGCUGGAAAACGGGUUGGACGAAGUCAGACUCGUUCCAUACGACGUUCUACUGUCCUACCCACCGCUUGGCCGGGAGGGCCCCAACAACACGGCGGUGACGGUGGACGGAGCCGACCCUGCCCGACAGUAUGAGGACACCCGCACCUUGCACAUUGAGCCCGAGUACCAGGACGACCCUGAUGCUGUGCAGUUCUUCAAUGCCUACUCACCUGCAGGACAUCCUGUGGGUGAGCUUGUCUUCGCCAACUAUGGCCGGCUGGAGGACUUUGAUUACCUGAGGCAGGUCGGCGUCAACUGCACGGGGAAAAUCGUCUUGAUGAAGUACAGGUCUGGCGGGAGAGGUCAAAAGGCUAAAAACGCAGCCUCUGCCGGGGCAAUAGGAGCGAUACUGUACCCGGAACCAGCGGACACCAACGAGCCUGGUGGGAAGGUCUACCCCGAUGGAUGGAACCUCCCCGGGACGGGUACUGAGCGCGGAGGUGCGCUAUUGGAAACUGGAGAUCCACUAACCCCGGGGUAUCCUGCUACAGACUACGCAUACCGCUUGUCAAAGGACAAGAGCAGUGUGUUCCCACCCAUUCCUCUCCAGCCUAUUGCAUAUAAUGACGCCCAGAAAUACUUAAGCCAUCUAGAUGGUGACAUUGCCCCUGCCGGCUGGAAUGGUUCCCUGCCGAUCACAUACAGACUCGGACCAGGUUUCACCGGCGACUGGGCAGGUCGCAAGGUGGCGUUGCAUGUCUACACGAAUACGACCAUGCGCAGGGUGUACAAUGUCGUGGGGAUGAUCAAAGGUGAAGUAGAACCAGAUCGUUACGUGAUGUUGGGGAACCAUUACGACUCCUGGGUGCAGGGAGCCAUUGACGACACCAGCUCAACAGCCAUCAGUCUGGAGCUCACCAGGGUUUUCGGAGGACUUGUUAAGGAUGGUACAUGGCGGCCACGGAGGUCUAUAGUUUUCGUGGCCUGGGGAGCGGAAGAGUUCGGCUUGAUAGGAUCACAUGAAUAUGUUGAACAAUUCACCGGUCUCAUCAAAGAUCGGGCUGUCGCCUACAUAAACAUGGAUAUAGGAGUCGGGGGAAAUUACACCAUAUUUGCUGGUUGCAGCCCAUCUAUGGUUGACAUCAUCUAUGACACAACCAAACAGGUGCCAGACCCAGAUGCAUCUCUUGGAAAAAGUGUAUACGAGACGUGGUCAGAGAGAGAUCCAACAGAUGCCGACGCAGACGUGAAAAUUCCCAACCUUGACUGGCCACGUGUCAGUACAGACUACAUCCCAUUUGGUCUCCGUGUCGGCACUCCACUUUUUACCUUCGCCUAUGUUCAUGACCAGACCAACUACUCCCCCCGGGCGAUCUAUCCGUCCUACCACACUGCGUAUGACAAUAUGGAUCUGAUGGAGAGGUUUGUGGACCCGGACUUCACUGUUCACCGGGCCAUGGCGCGUAUUUCAGGAGAGCUGAUUCGAAGACUGGCAGAUUCUCUGGUUCUUCCUUAUGACUGCCGGAAGUACUGGCUGAGUCUGAGCGCGUUUCUGCAAGCCACAGAACAGGAUUUCGGCUCCAUGUUAUACAACCAGGGCAUCAGUAUAGACGCGUUACGUUCGGCAGUCUACAACUACACAGCAGCCGCCGAAGGCUUCCAUGAUCGGCUACAGGCAAUCGACAGGAAGGACCCUCUCCAGAUCCGAAGUCUGAACGAUCAGAUGGUCCAGGUCAACACAGCCUUUAUUGACAUCCACCAGCCUCAUCAUUCCAACAAACAUGUUCUCUAUUCACCGUCGGGAUGUGCCACAAACCGCAGCGCCGCUUUCCCCGGCAUAGUGAGGACGAUGUGCGGCGGACCAGCGGACGAUGAAGGUUGGGAGGAAGUAAAGAAGGAAGUGGCAGCGAUAACGUCAACUAUCCAAUCAGCUGCUGACGUCAUCAGUGACGUAGACAGUAUCUUGGGCCAGUCCUGAGGAUGGCAUAGGCAGCUCACAGGGGGUGUUUGGCAGUAUGGUUACAACAGGAUAUAGUACUGUUCUGAUCUGUUUUCCUUUCCUUUAUUCCGAUACCCUUUAGCCCUAUUUAGGGCUAGUCUACCAGGGUUCAUAUGAAACAAUGAAACAUACAUAAACAAACGCAAAGUUUUAAAGUUCAACAUGUCUGUAAGAAGGAGGAUGCGAGCUCCCGACAACACUAAUCGGUAAAAUAAGACUAAGUCUUGUAGGGCUUGACUAAACGCACAUUCAUAUUCGCACUACGUCAUAAUUGUGUGUUUUCGUUGGUAUAACUAGGCUGCACACACCUACCCUGACAAACUUUGGGGCACUACGACCCGAGUGAUGAGGGUCAAUAACGUUUUGAAGAUGAGUUUUAGAAAACGGUAGAAUUAAAGUAACCGAUUAUGCUCCUCGAAUAAAU
Molecule: messenger RNA, 2869 nt
Organism: Branchiostoma floridae (Florida lancelet)
Lineage: Eukaryota; Metazoa; Chordata; Leptocardii; Amphioxiformes; Branchiostomatidae
Product: N-acetylated-alpha-linked acidic dipeptidase 2-like
Exons: 21
Coding region: 178-2424 (748 amino acids)
Molecular function (GO): carboxypeptidase activity
Source: RefSeq, a predicted model, not a curated record